Molecule: messenger RNA, 260 nt
Organism: Meloidogyne enterolobii
Lineage: Eukaryota; Metazoa; Nematoda; Chromadorea; Rhabditida; Meloidogynidae
Source: the annotation of a GenBank genome assembly
UUUAUUUAUCAUUAAUUUAAUAAUAAUGGAAAAUACAGGUGGAGUUUUGGCACAACUUCCUCCUGCUCCUCCUGACAAAUGAAAUAGAAAGAUAAGGUGUACUUUAAAUGUGGAAAUUUUGCCCCUAUAAACAUAAAACGGAAAAAAAUAAAAAGAAUAACAAAAAAGUAUUGAGGUAUCUACAGUCUACUACAAAGAAUACAAUUUCUGUUAAAUUAUUGAAAAUAAUUUUAAAAAUUAUUUUGAUUAAAAGUUGUUAA